GGAGGAAGAGGAAAGGAAAGGAGUCAGGCAUGGCUCUUACUCAGGGAGGCUUGACUUUCAGGGAUGUGGCCAUAGAAUUCUCUCAGGAGGAGUGGAAAUGCCUGGACCCUGCUCAGCGGACUUUGUACAGGGACGUGAUGUUGGAGAACUACAGGAACCUGUUCUCCCUGGGAAUCUCUCAUUUUGACCUGAGUCUCAUCUCUAUGUUGGAGCAAGGGAAAGAGCCCUUGAAUUUGUACACAGGUCUUAUGUGA
Molecule: messenger RNA, 254 nt
Organism: Galeopterus variegatus (Sunda flying lemur)
Lineage: Eukaryota; Metazoa; Chordata; Mammalia; Dermoptera; Cynocephalidae
Product: zinc finger protein 347-like
Exons: 2
Coding region: 30-254 (74 amino acids)
Biological process (GO): regulation of DNA-templated transcription
Source: RefSeq, a predicted model, not a curated record